AUGGAAAGAUCCGACGACAAUGACAGUGAGCAGAGCAUGUCCACGGCUGCGGCGACAUUACGGCACAUGGAGCAUGUGGUCAUGACUUUGGAUCACAUGAACGAGCAGAUGUCAGAUUUUCGUGGCAUCAAAACUUCCUUAGCAAGGAUUGAAAGGAGCCUCCGUACCAUACCACCGGAGUCCGGCGGUGGGUCUCGCAGACCUUCGGAUGGUUCCGUGACGUCAAAGAUGUCUGCAGCCAGAGUGGACGGCGAAGCGAUGCAAACACCAAAGCCGGACUCGGAACAACUUUCUUCCAUAUACAGACUUGAAGAGCUUCGGGCCGAGGAGCUAUGCAGCAGCAGCAGCAGACGACGACAAGGCGCGAAGCGGUCCACUCGAAGCCCCAAGGGGAGUCCAAGAAAGCCUGCAGGUGAGGCAAGAGAUAUGCUCAACCUACACCAAGCCGGCUCACAUGAUUCUCGGCCUCCUGAAUCGAAGAAGAGCGCGCGAAAGAUGUCCAGAUCUGCUUCCGCUUCAGCGGUUGUUCCGGACCAUACCGUUGACGAAAUCGUCCCACAACCUCCUGUGAGCACGAAGCCACGGGCACCUACAUCGCCACCUGCGAUGUGUCGGAGGAAGUCUUUGGACGAUCUUCGGCAGUUUCACGAUGCAGUGAUCGCGGCCCCCACCUGGGUAACCCCGGUCUCACACAGGAAUUCCAUGGAGACCGCAACAGCACUACCUCUUCUGGGGUGGUUCCUGCUCUCGAUGAUCGGCAUACUCGACUUCUUCGACAGCAGGAAAUGGCGAAACCUUGCACGCUGCAGCCUCGGGGUGCAGAUUGUAGGUGUCAUCGGUCUGAUAGCGGCCAUGAGUACCUGGACUGGUGAUCUCGAGGACCUUGAGCCUCUGAUCACAACGGCGCUUCACUUCUUUGGUGUCGCCGCCGGGGUGCUGAGCCUGCGGAGGAAUAAGAUCACAUGCCUCCUGGGCCCCUCCGAGUACUUGAUGGAUGACUACGCACUCGAGUCGGAUUUUCUGGAUGACUGGAGAAAGGCUUCCAAGGCACGGCUUGUGCAGAUUAGCGGCUUCUUCGUACUUAUGAUCAGUUCGCGCAUUGCCGCUCUGUUUCUGACGGAGAGGGAAAUUUUCGGCAAGUACAAGGAGAUCUUUGGCUUCGAUGUUCUCACAGUGGUGGCCUUUACUUCCAUGGCGUCGUGCUACUGCACGGCUUGCUACUGCGUGCUGCAUGUAACUGCAGGUUUGGAGCUCGCAGUGGACAGCUUUGCAUUGCGCUUCUUCAGCACGGGCGACAUGGAGGCUGCAGUGAUGAGUUGGAACAUUGUGCAAGCCACACUGCGCCAGACUUCGUGCAAACUAAGCGACUUCCUGGUCUUGCUGGCUUCGUCCUGCAUGGGGGCAUUAAUCAUAUUUGCAUACCAGGUCGCAUCCCUGGCUCUCUCUGGGGAAAGGGUGUCCGUGGAGAACAUCAUCAAGUGGCUAGGGUGGUUGUACUCUCCCGUGAUUCUGUUUCUCUAUGUUCUGUCGACUUCAGCAGCCGUAACGGAGAAGGUCGAUCGCUUGGCACCCCUCGUGAACUCCUGGUCAUUCGAUGGUCGGGAGACACUGGACGCAUCGCGGCAGUACGUGGUUUCAUACAUCUUGCAUAGCCAUGCCGGCUUCUAUGUUCGAGGUAUCCGCAUUACAUCCGCGAAUGUGCAGAAGCUCGUCUACUACUUCGCAGCAGGGUCGUUCGGCCUCCUCGCGAACUUGUGGCAGAGAUAG
Symbiodinium sp. CCMP2592 is the source of this 1767-nucleotide messenger RNA. The record is from the annotation of a GenBank genome assembly. Lineage: Eukaryota; Dinophyceae; Suessiales; Symbiodiniaceae.